Messenger RNA from Drosophila bipectinata, 1063 nucleotides. It is a transcript of the gene RpL7A, whose product is annotated as ribosomal protein L7A. Gene Ontology annotation, molecular function: RNA binding. NCBI's taxonomy places the organism in Eukaryota, Metazoa, Arthropoda, Insecta, Diptera, Drosophilidae. The record is from RefSeq and is a predicted model, not a curated record. Gene Ontology annotation, cellular component: cytosolic large ribosomal subunit. Gene Ontology annotation, biological process: maturation of LSU-rRNA; ribosome biogenesis.
AUCCAUUCCUUUACCUUUUGACAGGCAGACGCAAAGGCUGGUCUUUUUAGCGACCCGCUCGAAUCUGCUUUUUUCGGUAGCAUCUUUAACUAAAACUGCGCAACAAUGGUUGUUAAGAAGCCCAGGCCAAAGAAGAAGCCAGUGACCAAGAAGGUUGCCCCAGCUCCGCUGGCUGUGAAGAAACCAGUGGUUAAGAAGGUUGUCAACCAGCUCUUCGAGAAGCGUCCCAAGAACUUCGGAAUCGGCCAGAAUGUGCAGCCCAAGCGCGAUCUGUCCCGUUUCGUUCGCUGGCCGAAGUACAUCCGCGUCCAGCGCCAGAAGGCCGUGCUCCAGAAGCGUCUGAAGGUGCCGCCACCAAUCCACCAGUUCAGCCAGACCCUGGACAAGACCACCGCCGUGAAGCUGUUCAAGCUGCUCGAGAAGUACCGUCCCGAGUCUCCCCUGGCCAAGAAGCAGCGCUUGAAGAAGAUCGCUGAGGCCAAGGCCAAGGGCAAGGAUGUUGAGCCCAAGAAGAAGCCCAGCUACGUCUCGGCCGGCACCAACACCGUCACCAAGCUCAUCGAGCAGAAGAAGGCCCAGCUGGUCGUCAUCGCCCACGAUGUUGAUCCCCUUGAGCUGGUGCUCUUCCUGCCCGCCCUCUGCCGCAAGAUGGGCGUGCCCUACUGCAUUGUGAAGGGCAAGGCCCGUCUGGGUCGUCUCGUCCGCCGCAAGACCUGCACCACCCUGGCCCUCACCACCGUCGACAACAACGACAAGGCCAACUUCGGCAAGGUCCUGGAGGCCGUCAAGACCAACUUCAAUGAGCGCCACGAGGAGAUCCGUCGUCACUGGGGCGGUGGCAUCCUUGGCUCCAAGUCCCUGGCCCGCAUCUCCAAGCUGGAGCGCGCCAAGGCCCGCGAGCUGGCCCAGAAGCAGGGUUAAGCUUACAAGCUAAAGCUAAGGUCGUCACUUUUUAGUACACAUGGAUGAUAUGAUUUGGAUGGCGGAUGGGCCCCAAUGCUUCUCAAGCACUGGGCCACCGUCCUCCAUUGAGUUAAUAACAAAUAAACAUUUAAGUGUACAA